AUGGAAGAGAGAUCAGAGUCUAAUGCUGAUAUGGGAGAAAGCAGGAAAACUCUGCUAGAGGCUCUUAAAAGCUCUUUUUGGUCUUGGUUGCCUCAGGAUUUCUAUGAGAUUUGUCAGUUGAUGGUUAUUUUGAGCCUCACCUACAUGAUCCUGAAAGCCAUGAAGCUAUAUCGGCAAAAGCAAUACCUGAUUAAAGUCCUCAAAUGUUUUCCAGGACCUCCUACCCAUUGGCUUUAUGGCCAUGUCAAAAUGAUGACACCAGAAGAAGAGUUCCUGAAUGUUGAAUCAUGGACAAAAAAAUAUCCACGUUGUCAUCCAAUAUGGUAUGGAGGAUUCUUAGUUUUUUUAAACCUCAACCACCCUGAAUAUGCAAAAGCAGUAUUUAGCAGAAACGAUCCUAAAUCACUUAUUGUAUAUGGCUUCCUGAUUCCAUGGAUUGGAAAGGGGUUACUGAUCCUGAAUGGGCCGAAGUGGCAGAAGCACCGGAAGCUGCUGACUCCAGGGUUCCAUUAUGAGGUCCUGAAGCCAUAUGUUCCUCUAAUGGCAGACUCAGUCAACAUGAUGCUGGACAAAUGGGAAACGUUGGUCCCCAAAGACACCAAAACAUCAGUGGAAUUGUUUGAGCAUGUCAGCUUAAUGACUCUUGAUAGCAUCAUGAAGUGUGCCUUCAGCUACGAAAGCAAUUGUCAGCUGAACAGAGAGAAUACCUACAUUAAAACUGUGUAUGAACUCUGCUUCAUGUUUUAUCAAAGAUUGAAAACACCUCUUCACCAUAAUGACCUCAUUUACUGGCUCACUUCAGAAGGACAAAAGUUUCGAAAAAGUUGCAGGCUAGCUCAUCUUCACACAGAUAAUGUAAUAAGAGAGAGGAAAGAGUCCCUCAAGAAUGAGCGAGAACUUGAAAAAAUCCGUAAGAAGAGGCGCCUGGACUUUCUGGACAUUCUUCUUUGUGCAAAGUAUGAAAAUGGAAAUCCAUUGUCAGAUGAAGACCUGCGAGCUGAAGUGGACACAUUUAUGUUUGAAGGUCAUGAUACUACAGCUAGUGGGAUCUCUUGGCUUCUGUAUUGUAUGGCCCUGAAUCCUGAACAUCAGCAGAGAUGCAGAGAGGAGAUACAAGAGAUUCUUGGGGAAAGGAGAACUAUUCAAUGGGAUGACCUGGGAAAGAUGACUUAUACCACUAUGUGUAUUAAAGAAAGUCUUCGCAUUUACCCUCCUGUACCUAUGAUAGCUCGAGAAUUAGAGGCACCAGUGACAUUUGCUGAUGGACGAACCUUACCCAAAGGGUUUCUGGCUUUGCUGUAUAUUUAUGCUCUUCACAGAAAUCCUGAAAUUUGGGACAGUCCUGAGGUCUUUAAUCCUCUAAGGUUCUCCCCAGAAAAUUCAGCUACUCGUCAUCCAUAUGCUUUCCUACCUUUUGCUGCAGGAGCAAGGAACUGCAUUGGGCAACAGUUUGCCAUGAAUGAGAUGAAAGUGACUCUUGCCUUGACACUUCUGCGCUUUGAACUUUUGCCUGAUCCUUCCAACACCCCCAUUCCCAUUCCACAGACUAUCACCCGAUCUAAGAAUGGGAUCUUUGUUAAUCUGAAGAUUCUCCACUGAUGCAUGAUACUUCCACAAUGCUAUAUAUUGACAGGCAUCAUACAUAUUAAUAUUAUGCAAUGUACAUUUAUCUUCUGUGGAAUCUUUCACAA
Molecule: messenger RNA, 1691 nt
Organism: Euleptes europaea (tarantolino)
Lineage: Eukaryota; Metazoa; Chordata; Lepidosauria; Squamata; Sphaerodactylidae
Product: cytochrome P450 4B1-like
Exons: 12
Coding region: 1-1599 (532 amino acids)
Molecular function (GO): oxidoreductase activity, acting on paired donors, with incorporation or reduction of molecular oxygen; heme binding; iron ion binding
Source: RefSeq, a predicted model, not a curated record